Molecule: messenger RNA, 498 nt
Organism: Cynocephalus volans (Philippine flying lemur)
Lineage: Eukaryota; Metazoa; Chordata; Mammalia; Dermoptera; Cynocephalidae
Gene: NKG7
Product: natural killer cell granule protein 7
Exons: 4
Coding region: 1-498 (165 amino acids)
Cellular component (GO): plasma membrane
Source: RefSeq, a predicted model, not a curated record
AUGGAGCCCUGUCGGUCCCUGGCCCUGCUUGCUGGCUCCCUGGGCCUGACAUCCUCCCUAGUUGCUCUGAGCACCAAUUUCUGGUUCGCGGCCAGAGGGCCCACAUCCUCAGCUCACUCGGGCCUCUGGCCAACGGGGAAUCUGGACACAGUAGCAGGCUACAUCCAUGUGACACAGAGCUUCUGCAUUCUGGCAGCCCUGUGGGGCCUGUUGUCUGUGGGCUUCCUUGUCCUGUCCUGCAUCCCCUCACUGUCUGCCCCAGGCCGUGGCCCCCUUGUCUCAACCAUCACAGCCUUUGCUGCAGCCCUCACCAUGAUGGUGGCCAUGGCGGUGUACACUGGCGAGCGUUGGAGCCAGCCUCCACACCCCCAGAUCCAGACCUUCUUCUCCUGGUCCUUCUACCUGGGCUGGGUCUCAGCUCUCCUCUUUUUCAGUGCAGGUGCCCUAAGUCUGAGCGCUCACUGUGGUGCUCAUCAGUCUGGCUACGAAACCUUGUGA